Molecule: messenger RNA, 2504 nt
Organism: Labrus mixtus (cuckoo wrasse)
Lineage: Eukaryota; Metazoa; Chordata; Actinopteri; Labriformes; Labridae
Gene: s100u
Product: S100 calcium binding protein U
Exons: 3
Coding region: 241-972 (243 amino acids)
Cellular component (GO): perinuclear region of cytoplasm
Molecular function (GO): calcium ion binding
Source: RefSeq, a predicted model, not a curated record
CUACCACAUUCCCACUUCUCCCUCUCACUCUUCCAGGUACACGCCCUUUGACUUGUCAGGGGGGAAAAGUUUUAAGGGAAAGAAAAAAAAACCUAAAUCACGGAAGAGAUUCUGCUGUCCUACUAGUUUGGCAAGUUCUCUGGGCUCAAAGCGGCGUAGAAAGGCGGAGAAGAGGGCAGAAACUGAAAUUUGCGCACAUUUGUACACUUCUCUUGCACUGCGGACGGUAUACGAGGAGUCAUGGAAGAUGCCAUUCAGACACUGGUGAAGGUCUACCUAAAGUCGUCCAAGGGAAAAGAGUGUCUAGGAAAGAAAGAUUUCCAGGGCCUUGUCAAGGGCCAGCUCUCCAACAUCCUCUCGGAUACAGACAGUAAGGAAGCAGUCAACAACUUGAUGACCCAGGAGUUGGACACCAACCAUGACGGCAAGGUCGGCUUUGAGGAGUACAUGAAGCUGGUCGGAUACCUGGCAGUCUCGCUCAGUGAGGAGCGUACUCGCGCCAAAGAGGAACCGGCCCAAAAUGCUGCGUCUGAACAAGUGGUACUAACCACCCCAGACAAAGAAGAGGAGAAGCCGGAAGCGAACGCAGAGGCAAAGGAUGAAGCUAAACCGGAUGCGAAUCAAGAGCCAAAGGCAGAAGCUACCGCUGAGAUAAAGGUAAACGCAAACGCAGAUGGAAACAUAGAAGUAAAAGUAGAAGCCAAGGCAGACGGGGAGACUGAGCCGGAAGCAACAAAGGAGAGCCCAACAGAAGCUGCGGUGACGGCUGUGGCGACGGCGGUGGAGGCAGGGGCGACGGCAACGGCGACGGCAGCGGCAACGGCGGUGGAGGCAGCGGCGACGGCAGUGGAAAAUGCUGUGAACGAAGAGGAGAAAGCGGAGGAGACAGAAAAGGUGGAAGACGCUGCUGAGAAGCUGGCUGCAGCUGUGGAGGGAGAAGUGGAGAAGAAGAUUGAAGAGGCGACCUCAUAAGGGACAAUCAAUUCUUUCACCAAUGAUCACACCCACACGCUUACACACAACACUACACACAGCACGGGAUUAAUGCCAAACUAAAAUGAAAGCCACUAAAGAUAUUCAAAUGAAAAAAAAGUUUUGAUAAAAGCCCAAACACUACAAACCCAACUUUGAAGAAACCCAGUUAUUUUUAUAUGAUUAAUAACACAUGUACAUGACAGAUUAAUUAUUGCUUAGUACUACCACUAUGUUCAUAUGUACAGCAUGACCAUCCCACUAUAUAGCACAUUUACCUCAUGAUAUUCAACUAUGAUUGCAUGCAGACGUUCAUAUCAUAUGCAUGCCAUAUCCCUGUGAAAUCUUUACUGCAAAAUAUGAUUUACCUGCAGCAGCACACUGACUAAUGUGGUCAAUGUAUGUUAACACACCACUUAAGCCAAGAUGUUUUGUAAUCCUCUCUGUUUCCAUCUUUUUUUUUUUAUCUGGGUCUCUUUUCAACUUUGCUAUGCUACUUAGCUUAUUGUAUAUUUGACCUUGGUUAAACAGCAGCAGUGUACAUCGUGCUAAGCGGUAAUGGCUUAAAACAUUAGUUGGACGUGUGGGGGGGAAUGGUUUUCUUGUCGAGAGCUAGAUAAGAGUGUCAACAAAACUCUUAUUAGCCAUUGAAAAUGAAGUCACUGUUAGCAGCUGGUUAGCAAGCAUCAGAACUGUAACAAGCUAGCCUGUAACAAGCUAACUGUAACAAGCUAGCCUGGCUACAUCCAAAACUAAAAAAACAAAUUUUCAAGCACCUCUAAAGCACCCUUAUUAGCACAUUAUAUCUUUUUUUAUUAAUAUAAAAACUAAGUGUAAACAUGAGCUUUAGAGGUAAGCUAGCUGUUUCCCCUUGUAUAUGCAUGUGCUAGACUAUGCUAAUAAGCAGUAGCUUAUUUGCUCAUUAGCCCUGUUCAGACAGUCCAUUUAAGUUGCAAUAUUUACUCCACUGUGAUGUCUAGCCUUCAAUAUUGAAUGUCACAGAGGUGUGUGUGUGUAUGUGGAGCUACUGCUUUUUCCUAUCACCAAUAUUACGCCAUUUUGGAAUUAAUAUUAAUGCAAGAAUGCUUAAUGGCGACAGAGCUUAGCCUAUAAAUUACAACAUUUACAAGCUACCCUACAGCAACCUAUUCAACUUGUCAUAUCUUGUUUCUUUAAUCUGUUUAAAGCCAGAGUAAACAAGAUUAAACUACUCAGUUAAACCAUUUUAAAGAGUAAGCUUUCAAAGUUUUAAAGGCAAGCAUUCUUCCUGUUUCAAGCAUUUAUGCUAGUCUAGGUUGUCACCGGCUGUAGUUUAUUUUCUACUACACAAAUUUAAGAGUAUAGUAUCAAUCUUUUCAUCUGACUCUCGACAAGAAAAAAUGGCUGAUCUUUUUCCCAAAAGCUCAUACUAUUCCUAUGUGGGCUGCAUGAAAAAUCUGUCAAUAACACUAUUUUUUUUAACAUUUUCAUAUUUGAAUUCACAUUGCUAUGGAGCUGAUCUGGCAUGACAAUAAACAAAUUGUUUUGCUGAA